CUCACCAGAAAGCAAGGCCUUCUGCUCCAGGGGAAGGCAGGAGGGCCACGGGCAGGAGAACGGGGCCUCUGCCCCACCCCUAGCCUUGGCCUCUGAGAACCCGAGAUCUGAGCAGUGGUGGACACUGUACUGGCUAUUGCACGUCGCCAUGGACCUUGAAGGCCUGCCGCUCCUGCUGCCCCCCACCACGCUGGCAAACCUGGCAGACAGCUGGCUCCGAGAGGACUGCCCGGGCCUCAACUUGGCAGCCAUGGUGACCGGGGCCACCCCUUCGCAGGCUGCGCUGUGGGCCAAGUCCCCCGGGGUCCUGGCAGGGCGGCCUUUCUUCGAUGCCAUCUUUGCUCAGCUCAGCUGUCAGGUGUCCUGGCUUCUCCCGGAGGGAUCAAAGCUGGCACCUGUGGUCAUGGUGGCCGAGGUCCGGGGACCAGCCCAGAACCUGCUGCUGGGCGAGCGGGUGGCCCUGAACAUGUUGGCCCGCUGCAGUGGGAUCGCCACGGCGGCUGCCACGGCUGUGGAGGUCGCCAGGGGCACCGGCUGGACCGGGCAGGUGGCCGGCACGCGGAAGACCACGCCGGGCUUCCGCCUGGUGGAGAAGUAUGGGCUGCUGGUGGGAGGCGCCGCAUCCCACCGCUACGACUUGGGAGGGCUGGUGAUGGUGAAGGACAACCACGUGGUGGCGGCUGGCAGCGUGGAAAAGGCAGUGCAGAGGGCCCGGCAAGCCGACUUCACUCUGAAGGUGGAGGUGGAAUGCAGCAGCCUGCAGGAGGCCUUGCGGGCGGCAGAGACUGGGGCAGACCUGGUACUGCUGGACAACUUCAAACCUGAGGAACUGCACCCCACAGCUGCAGCACUGAAGGCCAGGUUCCCGAGCGUGGUUGUGGAAGCCAGUGGGGGUGUCACGCUGGGCAACCUCCCCCAGUUCUGUGGGACCCACAUUGAUGUCAUCUCCCUGGGGAUGCUGACCCAAGCUGCCCCAGCCCUGGAUUUCUCCCUCAAGCUGUUUGCUGAAGGGGCCACUCCAGUGCCCCAUGCCCACCCAUCCUAAAGUAAAAGCAUGUCACCAUAGUGGCUUGCUGAGACCCUCAAGUCACUUAUGUUUAGGUUCAAUGGUCAAGAAGACACACCUUGUGUUACCAGCUUUUCUACCUCCUGUUUGUGUGAUCUGCCAGAGUUGACUUUAAUUUUGCCAAUCUUAGUUCCUCAUUUGUAAAAUGGGCUUAACAAAUGCUCAAUUUAAGAGGCUUUUUCACGAUGACUACCACAUAGUCAGUGGUCAGUAAAUGUUAGAAAUUUCCAUAAUUCAUCUAUUUUAAGGUGUACAGUUUCAAACACUGCCUUCUAGGAAGAGAGCCCCUUUAACAGAUAGGCUUUCAAGCAAGUUCACAGCAGACAGCAGCCAUCAUGGCCCAUCUGUGCAGCUUGGAGAUACGUAACAAGAGAAAACUGUGUUAGAAUAACUCAAAACAGCCGGGCGUGGUGGCGCACACCUUUAAUCACAGCACUCGGGAGGCAGAGGUAGGAGGAUCACUGUGAGUCGGAGGCCAGCCUGAGACUACACAGUAAAUUCCAGGUCAGCCUGGGCUACAGUGAGAUCCUACCUAGAAAAAAACAAAAAGAACAAGACUAACCCCAUACAUCUCUUUCUCUUUUCUUUCUGCAAUUCUAGGGAUGGAAUCCAGGCCUUGGGUGUGGUUAACAUAUAUGCUAACAUGGAGCCACGGCCCCAGCACUUUCUUUUCCUUCCUCCCUCCCUUCCCCUGGAGGCCUCACCUGACCUAGAUAGGAUCUCCUCAUGUAGUCUGCCCUGGCCUUGUACUUCUGGAUCCAGUGAUCUGCCUUGACUACUAAGGGCACAUCAUUGCACCUAGCUUAAAACUGCUCUUUCAGGGGCUAAAGAGAUGGCUUAGUAGCUAAGGUACUUGCCUGCAAGGCCUAAGGACCCAGGUUCGAUUUCCCAGGACCCACACAAAGCCAGAUGCACAAGGUGUCACAAGCAUUUGGAGUUCGUUUGCAGUGGCUAGAAGCCCUGGCAUUCCCCUUCUAUCUGCCUCUUUCUUUCUGUCUCUAAACAAACAAACAAACAAACAAACUAAAUACCAGCUCUUUCAACACAUGUAAAUUAGAAACCAUAAGCAGGGAGGAAACAUUGGUUAUAACUUGAUGGACAGUCCUCUUUUUGAACAAUACAUGUUUUACCAUCCAUGGCAUCUUGGAUAUGAAGGUAUGUAAGCUGGCGUGGUGGCACAAGAAUUCCUAGGUGGGUGGAUCCCAGGGUCUAGCCCUACGGUGUGGUGGUGGUGGAUUUAAGAUUCCAGUAUAAAGAUAUACAAAAUGCCAGA
Messenger RNA from Jaculus jaculus (lesser Egyptian jerboa), 2339 nucleotides. It is a transcript of the gene Qprt, whose product is annotated as quinolinate phosphoribosyltransferase. Gene Ontology annotation, biological process: NAD+ biosynthetic process; quinolinate catabolic process. Gene Ontology annotation, molecular function: nicotinate-nucleotide diphosphorylase (carboxylating) activity. Gene Ontology annotation, cellular component: cytoplasm. The record is from RefSeq and is a predicted model, not a curated record. The transcript has 5 exons. NCBI's taxonomy places the organism in Eukaryota, Metazoa, Chordata, Mammalia, Rodentia, Dipodidae. Bases 149 to 1045 code for a protein of 298 amino acids.